AACUAUACGCCAUAAUGAAAUCCGAGAUAUGUUUUCUCAUCUGUUGUCUGAUGUCUGUCAUGAUGUGGAAACGGAGCCCACGUUGCAAUCACUAAGUGGAGAGACGUUCUCUUUACGUUCAAGCAGUCGAGAUGAUGAUGCAAGAUUAGACAUUUCGGCAAGAGGUUUUUGGGGAGGAAGAUUUGAGAAGACAUAUUUUGAUGUCCGGGUGUUUAACCCCAAUGCCACCUCGUACACAUGUUUUGAAGUUGCAUCAUGCUAUAGAAGACAGGAACAAGAGAAGAAAAGGAAAUAUGAAGAAAGACUGAGAAAAGUAGAAAAUGCUUCCUUUACACCUAUUAUCCUUUCUUGCACUGGUGGCAUGAGCAAGCUUACAACGUCAUUUACCAAAAAGCUGGCCUCAAUGAUAUCUGAGAAAAAGGACACUCCAUACGGUAGCGUGAUCAACUGGCUAAGAUGUCGACUCGGGUUCGCACUCCUAAGAGCUUCCAUAAUGUGCAUCAGGGGCAGCAGGUGCAAACGCUACGUCAGGCCGGAAAACAAUAUUCUCCUGGCUACGUCUGAGGGGCACCUGGCCUCCUCAGCUUAGUGACUUUACUGUACAUGACAUAGUAGUAGUAAAAGUUGUACUAUUGUAUAUGACAGUAAUUGUUUAGUAGUAGUAAUAGUUUAUUGCCAUUCGCUGUAGGUUGCCGUUUGUGUAUACGUAGUCUGCUAUUGUUUCAAAUACACCAUAUCUUCUCAGUAGUAGUAGUAGUAG
Corticium candelabrum is the source of this 760-nucleotide messenger RNA. RefSeq lists its product as uncharacterized. Bases 29 to 589 code for a protein of 186 amino acids. NCBI's taxonomy places the organism in Eukaryota, Metazoa, Porifera, Homoscleromorpha, Homosclerophorida, Plakinidae. The transcript has a single exon. The record is from RefSeq and is a predicted model, not a curated record.